Molecule: messenger RNA, 3948 nt
Organism: Henningerozyma blattae CBS 6284
Lineage: Eukaryota; Fungi; Ascomycota; Saccharomycetes; Saccharomycetales; Saccharomycetaceae
Exons: 1
Coding region: 1-3948 (1315 amino acids)
Source: RefSeq, a predicted model, not a curated record
AUGAAUACAAAUAAUUAUUCAUUACGAAAGACCAAAUCUAUAAAUACUGCAUCGGUAGCGUCAGCUACUUCGUCAUUCACAAACUCAGGUACAGGUUUCUUCAAAUCCAUCUUCUCUAGAUCAAAACCUUCUAAACAGCCUAUCCCUUCAUCUACUGCAUUGAAAAGAUCUAAAACAACUACUAAUCCUCCAACUGCCACCACUACUACUACCAUACCUUUAUCUGCAACACAUAAACAUAGACUAUAUAAAUCCACUUCUAAUAAUAUCCCUUCCACUAAUGAAACUACAACUUCUAUGAAAAGCAAUAAUAAUAAUAGUACUAGUAAUAAAAAUGAUGAAGAUGAAGAUUCACGACUAUUGAAAUUCUUGCAAUAUUAUAAGUCAAAAAACUAUUCUGUGACUGCAUUCAAUACCCAACCAGAUUUACAGCCACAAUCAGAUUCUAAUAUACCCUCACAACCCAUAGAAGAUAGUGGAGGGGAUGAUUAUUAUGAUAAGGAAUCUUAUAAUUCCGACAAUGACGUCUCUACAUUAUCUUCGGAAAGUGAUAAUCCUCCAAAUAUAAUAGAUAAAAAGGGAAGGCCGAUUCCUCCACAUCCAAACGAAUCGAAAUACCCUUCCAUUCUGAAAAACCAUCCAUCUCCUUCUCCAAUAUCUUCGCCAUCACCUCAUGCAUCCCCUUCACAGUCCCCACCACCAGUUCCCUCUGCUAAAUUUGGAACUUUUUUAAGAAAAGUUACAAGUUCUCAUUUAAAUUCAACCACAUCUUCUGUAUCUUCUUUAAAUAAAGCAACUACCAAUUCAAAUUCUACCUCUACUCCUGUUUCAACUGAAAAUAAUACGGCUACUGUUAAUUCUACUACUACUGCCCAAGUAAAAUCAAAAUUAAAUCAGCAUAAGAGUUUAUAUAAAUUGAAAAAAAACAAUGUCUCUAAUAUACCAGGUUUAGAAAAAAUUAAACCUUUAAAGCAUGUAUCAUUUGCAACAAAUACAUAUUUUAAUGAUCCUCCACAACAAAUUUGUUCAAAAAAUCCAAGAAAGGGUGAAGUUCAAAUAAAUCCAGAUGGUACUGUUGUUAUUCAUAGAUUAUCACAAGAGGAAAGAAAACGAAUCUUAGAAUCAUCAACUUUUGGUAUUGUCGUAGGUGGUACAGGUCAAUUAAAAUUGUUAAACCCCCUAGAAAAUGAAAAUUUAUCUGAUAUCAAUGUGACAAACACUGAUAUUUCUCAUGCAACAAUUGAUAAGCCAAUGUUAUCAAGAAGAUCUUCCUCAGAGUCAACCACAAGUUCUCAAAUUCAUUCUUCCUCGCAAUCCCUAGUAUUAUUAAUGUCUCAAGAUUCAUUUGAAGGUGAAAUUUUCCCACCAAAGGACAUUUCUAUCCCAUUUGAUAUUGUCUAUACACGUUGUUGUCAUUUAAGAGAAAUCUUACCAAUCCCUGCUAUGAUGAAACAAUUGAAAAAAGGUUCCACUGAAACAAUUCCUCUUUUACAAUUGCGUAAUCCUAGACCUUCCAUGGUAGAGGUUUGGGCUUUUAGUGAUUUCAUUAGUAUUGUCCCGGUAUUAUGCAUUUCAUUAGACGGUGUAAAUUUAACUGUAGAACAAUUUAAAAUUAUCCUAAGUUCUUUAAUGCAUAAAAAAAAUUUCGAAAAAUUAUCUUUAAGAAAUACUCCAAUUAAUUCUGAAGGUUGGAAAUUAUUAUGUUAUUUCAUUUCUAAAUCACAAUCUUUAAUAUCAAUAGAUUUAUCGAUGGUACCCACUAUGAAAACAAAUGUACAAAAACCUUCUAAAUCUUCGUUGGCUAAAAAGAAAAAAGAUAAAGAAAAUAAUAUUAUAAGAAUGGUUUCCAAUUUAAAUUGUAGAGACGAUAUUAAUUGGAAUUUAUUAACGGCAGCCAUUGCUUCUAAAAAUGGGAUUGAAGAAAUCAUUGUAUCAGGUGCUCAAAUGUCACGAGAAUCUUUCCAAAAUUUUAUUCAAGUAGCAUGCAUUGCAACAGAAAGAUUGGGAUUAGCAUAUAACAAUUUAACUAAGGAACAAUGUGAAAACUUAGGGAAAUGGAUCAUUCAAUCAAAAGUAACAGGGUUAGAUGUUUCAUUUAAUGAUUUAAGAGGCAAAUUAGAUUCUUUUUCAAAUGCAAUCAAGAGUAAGAUUAAAAAUUCGAAUGUAAAGAAUAUUUUUAAAUUUAUUUCAUUAAGAGGUACUAAUUUAUCUGUAAAAAGUGGUGAUAGAUCGGAAAAUAAUGAAGCUCUAAGAAUGAUAAGUUGUUUGUGUUAUUGUGAAAAUUUGAAAUUCUUGGAUCUUUCAAAUAAUCCCGAUAUGUUUCCUUACUCUAUGCAUACACUAAUUAAAAUUUUACCUGUUUUUGCUAAUUUGGUAAGGUUGCAUUUGGAUUUUAAUAAUUUAUCAUCAACAGGGAUUAUUAUGUUAUCUGAAAUAUUACCCUUUUGUUCAAAAUUAAAUUAUUUGUCAAUUUUAGGCACAAAAUUAGAUCAGAUCACUUCAAAAUCUUUAAUACAAGCAAUCGAAAAGAGUUCCACCUUGAUUACUUUAGAUAUUGAUUUUGAUGAUGAUGAUACUAAAUUUUCCAAAAACUUUAAAAACGAAUUAUCUAUAUAUACAAUGAGAAAUAUGGAAAAUGAAUUUAAAAAUAUAAAUAAUUCAACCACCACAGGUUCGGAUACCAAUCCUUCUGAAAUGAUUAGUUUCCAACAGGAAUUAUCAGAAUUAUUAACUGAUGCGUUCGAUGAUAAAGCUCAUUACGAUCAAUUGGCUCAAAAUUUCAUACAAAAGAUCACAGAUUCGCGUAUAAAGAUUAGAAAAGUAAUUCAAGAUUUAUUCGAAUUAAGACUCAAUUCUCAAUUAAGCUUCGAGGGGAAAGAAACGUUAAUUAGAUUUUGUUUCAUAGAUGCUUGCUUUGAAAAAUGUAUUAGAUUAAUUCGAGAACGAACUUUGAAAAGGAAUCAAAUUAAGAAUAAAAAUUGUUUAAAUGAAAGCAAUUCAGACUUACCAAUAUCAGAGUCUCCAAUGAGUAGUCAUUUGGUACCUACCACUUUUCCACAAAAUCUUUUCAGAACUGAUAAUAAUCACAUUACUACAAUUAAUAGCAAUAAUAAUAAUAAUAAUAAUAAUAGUACUAAUAAUAAUAAUAAUUCAAAUGAUAAUACCGAUGUAUCAUCCUUACAAACUGUACCAUCUUCCACUAAUUUAAAUAAAAGUGGCCAUUCAGUUCUACUACCGUUUGGUAAACCAGAAAUUGAAGAUUUCCACCCAAAUGCUGACGAUACAAAAGAAUAUAGAAAUGAUCAAGAUUAUUUGACAAUUAAAAUUAAAACUAAUCAAAAUCGUGAAGAAGGUGAUAUAUUUAAAAAGAGUGUUCAUAUGAUAAAGAAAAUUAAAGAAGAUUCUGAAAAUAAAAAUAUGUCGGCUUUAGAUAAAGAUGCUAUACGGAAUGCUGCAGAAAGUUUAAAUAGUAAUGAAAUUAGAAAAUUCUUGUUAAAGAAUGAUAUAUCCACAGUUGUUGACGUUAUUGAUGAAUUACACAAGCAAGGUUAUCAUUUGCAUGAUAUCUUUAAGAAACAAAAUAUUAAUAUGAAUUAUCAUUUAGAUAGUAAUGAUGAAGAAAGUAAUGAUGAAGAAAGUAAUGAUCAUUUAACCUCUAGCUUGGAUUCUUCUUUGUUAGGAAAGCAUUCAUCUAUGAAGCACCUUGACUCAGAAAGUACCUUUGUCGAUGCAAGUGAUAAGGUCCCUAAUAGCUUAUCAAAUAUAUCAUCGUCGGAUAAAAAUAUAGUUGAGAAGAUAAACGAUUCAGAUUUUCCAGUAUUAAAGUCAACUAAUGUUUCUAUAGAUUGCGAUCAUAGAAAUCAAAUCGAUGCAGCUUAUGAUACAGUCUUGGAUGAUUUACAAAAGACUAGAAAGGCUAAUAAAAUGGAUGAUGUGUCUUCUCAUUAG